Molecule: messenger RNA, 723 nt
Organism: Morus notabilis
Lineage: Eukaryota; Viridiplantae; Streptophyta; Magnoliopsida; Rosales; Moraceae
Product: protein RALF-like 4
Exons: 1
Coding region: 138-500 (120 amino acids)
Source: RefSeq, a predicted model, not a curated record
CCGAGGCCAACACACAAUACAAACAAAAAAACCAACAUCUCUCUCUAACCAAACCAUAAAAACAAGAGAUCAAAAGGAAGAAAAAAAACAGACAAAAUUAAUUUAAUUAAUUGAUUAAAAUCAAUUAAUUGUUCCCAAUGGAGGUGAAGCUGAGCCUUGUUUUCCUUCUGCUGGCCUUGGCCAUGGUGGCCAAUAAGGCCAACUCAUUCCCGGACUCCACCUGGGGCGGCCUAAGCCACUUCAACCAUGUCGUGGCUGGUGGCGCCGGAGCGAUCGGGGAUUUCAUUGGCGACGACAACGAGAUGCUGCUGGACUCAGAGGCCAGCCGCCGCAGCCUGGCGCGGGGGCGGUCCUACAUUGGCUACGACGCCCUUAAGGCCAAUCAGGUCCCCUGCGGCCGUCGCGGCCACUCCUACUACAACUGCCAGAAGCGGCAAAGGGCCAACCCCUACAAGCGAGGCUGCAGUGCCAUCACUCACUGCGCCAGAUACACCGGUUGAUCAUUUUCAUCAUUUUCGUUAAAAAAAAACAGAAUGAGAUUGUGUCUACGUACGUAAGUGCAUGCAUGGGAACAAGAUAAUUAUGUUUAAUUAGUACGUACUCAUGACAUGAUCAUGUUCUAUUAAAUAAAAAAGAAAGGUAAUUAGUUUGCUGCUGAUGAUCAAGAGAGCAUUGAUGAUAUCAAGGGAGACUAUAUAUAUAGUCUUGGAUAUUCAUCAUGUG